This is a messenger RNA of Schizophyllum commune H4-8, 1485 nucleotides long. Its product is annotated as DNA primase, large subunit. Bases 1 to 1485 code for a protein of 494 amino acids. The transcript is spliced from 8 exons. Gene Ontology annotation, biological process: DNA replication, synthesis of primer. The record is from RefSeq and is a predicted model, not a curated record. Gene Ontology annotation, cellular component: alpha DNA polymerase:primase complex. NCBI's taxonomy places the organism in Eukaryota, Fungi, Basidiomycota, Agaricomycetes, Agaricales, Schizophyllaceae.
AUGUUCCGUGCAGAUCGAAAGCAGUUUGACGACAAGACCAACAUCCUCGAGGUCGACAACAAGGGUCUGGUCAACUACCCCUACCGCCUGAGCUUCUACGACAAGCCUCCAAUAUUCGACGUCACAAUCGAAGAGUUUGAGAUAUGCGCUUUGGACAGGCUGAGGAUACUCGCUGAGAUUGAGGCCUGCGCGGCGCGAAACCGCAGCUGGGAGGAGACGAAGGCCGUGAUCGACACACAGUGCCGCAAGUAUAUGGAGCUGGACAGCAAUACCGCGUCGAUCGAUAGACGGGACGCGCAGAGAAGGAGGGAUCAGCUGGGGCAUUUUGUGCUGAGGCUGGCGUUCUGCAGAACGGAGGAGCUGAGAAAGCGCUUCGUGAAGGCGGAAACAACGUUGUUCAGGGUUCGUUACGACACUGACAAGAGCGACGAGCGGAGGCGAUUCUUGAACUCGAGGGACUUCAAUUGGAUCGAGGUCAGCGAUAGCGAGAAGAAGCAGUUUCGAGACGAAUUGUACGCCUCUUUCCACCCACCGCCGAAACCAAACGUCAAGUUGUCAGAACAAGAGCGGAAGGCUGAAUUCGAGAAGGAGAAGUACUACAAGGUCAGAUGGACGCGCGUGCCAGACCUCGUAGAGAGGCGGAAGGUCUUCCUCAAGAAAGGAUGGGCUUAUGUUCCUGCCAUCGAGCAAUCAAGUAUCGUCUUCCAAGCUUUCGAAUCUCAUCUCAUGAAGGAUCUUGAGAUGACCGCGAAAUGCCUACCGAACAUGAAUGAAGAUACGCGCAUAGUACCCUUGCUAGACAAACUCUCGCAAGGCUUCCUCGCCGGCGUCUCUUCGGAGUGGAGCAAUCAGACAGAGGGCACAACAGAGGGUUUGACCGCCGACAUGAUCGACGAAAUUGCGCGCAAGCACUACCCUGCGUGCAUGCGCAACAUGCAUAUGAACUUGCGAAAGGACCAUCACUUGAAGCACUUUGCUCGGUUGACGUAUGGGCUGUUCCUCAAGGUGCUGGGCCUCUCAUUAGAGGAAGCUAUCGUCUUCUGGCGAAAAUCCUUUGACCGCAUAACGGACGACAAGUUCAACAAGGAGUAUAGGUACAACAUCCGCCACUCCUAUGGCCAGGAGGGCAAGCGGGCGAACUAUCCUGCGAAGAGCUGCUCGCAAAUCCUCACCAACGACCUCGACUCCGCACACGGAUGCCCCUACCGCAUGUUUGCGCCAGACAACCUUCAGUCAACCUUGCUCACCAUGUACUCCGGCCAAGGCCUCGCUUCGCACCACCUGCCAGAGAUCAUGGAGCUAGUUAAGAAGCAUAGCUACCACGUCGCGUGUACGCGUGUAUUCGAGAUCACGCAUGGUAUGAAGAAGGGGGAUGGGAUAGGGGAAGGCGAGUCGGUGACGCAUCCCAACCAGUACGCGGCGCGAAGCAUGGAAUUGGAGAAGGCCAAGAAGGGGGAGGACUCAGAUGCCAUGGCCAUAGGCUGA